Messenger RNA from Symsagittifera roscoffensis, 1275 nucleotides. Its product is annotated as glycoprotein-N-acetylgalactosamine 3-beta-galactosyltransferase 1-like. Gene Ontology annotation, cellular component: membrane. The transcript has 3 exons. The coding region runs from base 93 to 1088 and encodes 331 amino acids. NCBI's taxonomy places the organism in Eukaryota, Metazoa, Xenacoelomorpha, Acoela, Convolutidae. The record is from RefSeq and is a predicted model, not a curated record. Gene Ontology annotation, molecular function: N-acetylgalactosaminide beta-1,3-galactosyltransferase activity.
CGUGCGUUAAUUUAAAGAGUAACUUGUUUACUUCUGGCUGUGGCUUUAUCAUUGAAUCUUACCAGAAAUAUAAUAAAUGGAAUAGAAAAAAAAUGUGUCAAAACAUACCUUCGUUUUUUCCAAGUGGAGCAAUCAGAAAAAAGAACAUUAAAGUGUUUGUGAUAUUUUUGUUUUUAUUUGUAUUAGCAUUUGUACUAACUACCUUCAAUCUAACCCAAAAUUCCAAUCAGUCUUUAUCCCGGACAAACUCAAUCGGAAUCCCAAACAAGUUUCUCUACUUAAAGAAUUUCAUCUCUGCAAAAUACACCUCCCAAGUCAGAAAAGACGAAAAGUGGCGUCAAGUGAGAAUACUAUGCUUCGUCAUCACAUAUCCCAAGAACCUAGCAAAACAGACGGUAUUUGUGAGGAAUACGUGGGGAGACAGAUGUGAUAAGACGCUCUACAUCUCAGAUGAGGCCAACUCCACCUUCCCAACCAUCAAAGUGACAAACUACACAGGACACAAACAGUUGUGGGCCAAGACUCGCAACACUCUAGAGCUCAUCUACAGGCAAUAUAUCUCCCUUUAUGACUGGUUCCUCAAGGCCGAUGAUGACACAUAUGUAUUGGUGGACAAUCUCAAGAAGUUCUUAUACUCUAAAAACACAACGAAGCUAGAGUUCUAUGGCAAGUUCUUCAGCCCAUUUGUCAAAAGUGGCUACCCCAGUGGAGGCGCUGGAUACGUCAUGGGCAGGGCGGCUCUGAAACAGUUAGUCACAGUUGGCUUCGAGGUCGGACCCAACUGCCCCCCUCACAGUGAACCCAAAGCAGAAGAUAUCCUGAUGGGCAGAUGCAUGGAGGACUCGGGGGUGCGACUGUCGAAGGAAACAGUUGACGAGGGGGGAAGAGAGCUGUUCCACUCUUUCUCCCCCCAAAGAGAGUUCAUAAUACCCUGGGAAAAGAUAGGCUUCUACAGACAGUUCUCCAUCCACCCUUUAGGAGGUGACUACUGCUGCUCUAAAGAUGCAAUCUCGUAUCAUUAUGUACAUGGACCUGAGAUGCUUUUUUUAGAUUACCUGUUUCAUAACAUGACCAAAGUUUUGCUCUAAAUCACCCAGUUCGUACAGUUUGAUCUCCUAGAAUUAUUUAACUUUUCAAAAAAUGCUAAGUUUUAAUUUAUCGUUUGGUACAAAAUUGUAUCAUUUGUCGCUAAAAAUUGCAAAAAUCAAUCCCGUUUGAUUAUGUUUGUGCCAAUUUAAGCUGAAUGUUUUUUGUGACGUCGUUCCAACUACUGUU